AUGUAAGGAAUAGCAACGAACUUCACGCGAGUGGAGUAACGAUACAAGUCAGCAAGUGCUCGAGAGGACCGUAUCCGUGGAGAGAUAAACGGGUGUGCGCCCCGGUUACUUUGUGAAUAAGUGUGGUUAUUAUAUUUGACAAUAAACUUUAAUUCAUACUAUAUGAAUUGGAAAUAACACGUUAUCGAUAUGGGAGGAUUACUCAGUUACUUUCGUAAUUUGCUUGGGAGUCGGGAAAUGCGAAUUUUAAUUCUGGGCCUGGAUGGAGCCGGGAAAACUACGAUUUUGUACAGAUUGCAGGUGGGUGAAGUUGUUACAACAAUACCUACUAUAGGAUUCAAUGUAGAGCAAGUUACGUAUAAAAAUUUGAAGUUUCAAGUGUGGGAUCUGGGUGGUCAAACUAGUAUACGACCGUAUUGGAGGUGUUAUUAUUCAAACACAGAUGCAAUAAUUUACGUUGUGGAUUCAGCAGACAAAGAUAGGAUAGGCAUAUCAAAAGAUGAAUUAAUUUACAUGUUGAGGGAAGAGGAAUUACAAGGUGCAAUCUUGGUAGUCUUAGCGAACAAACAAGAUAUGGCAGGUUGUUUAAGCGUCGCGGAGGUACAUCAGGCACUCGGAUUGGAUGCCCUCAAAAACAGAACGUUUCAAAUAUUUAAAACGUCCGCGACGAAAGACGAAGGACUCGAUCAGGCGAUGGAUUGGCUGUCCAACGCGCUGCAAAGUAGAAAAUGAUUAACAUUAUUGAACAAUCUUUUUUACCCGAGCCUUACUGAGAAGACUAGUCACACGACUGUCACUUUGAAUCACCCAUGCUGAGCUGGGUGCAUCAUUACGUUUAUUUAUUAUAAUUAUAUUUUAAAUAGCCUUACAAGUUCCAUCAUGAAUCUAAGCUAAAAUUUAUCAUACAUUUCGUAAUGUGAAGCACGGAAUAAAGGCGAACCAAAAAUUUUAUCUUUCUACGUAACUUAAAAUGAAAAUAAAAAUAGAAAAUCUUUUAAUGUAAGUAUUUUUUUGCACAUCGAUAUCUGGCAUUUUAUCGUUACCACAAUACUGUUUCUUUUUUUUUUCUUCAUUAUUUUAAUGAUGUAUUGACUUUUGUCACUCGUGAAGCAAUACAACGUAAAAAUUUUUUAAAUGAAUUUUAUAAGAAAAAUACAAGUUUAUUCUUGUAAUUGGCGAUAAAACUUAUAGUGUAUAUUAAAUAUAAAUACAUCACGGUUUCCUACUUCAUUAUUCAUAGACAUUGCAGUAAAAUUAAAAAUCGUUUAACGUGUCAACAUUUUGACACUGUGUGUGAAUAAUUAUGUACAUAUGCGUAACUGGUUUAAUUUCAUUCAUAUAAUGUAAGAGACACUGAAAUGUAAAAAGUUCUUUUCUACAAAAGAAAGAAAAUGUGUGAACGCAAACGGAUUUUAUUUACGAUCGAAGCACAAUAUCUUGAAUACUGAAAAACUUGUUACAUGGAAUUGCAGAAAAAAAUCUUAUACUGCCGUAAAAAGACGAGAUUUGUAUUCUAAGUGAUGUUAAUUUGAAAACAGCUAAAAAAAGAAAAGAGAAACGAAAUGUACAUUGAUAGUUUUCGUUUAAAAGUAAAUUAUUUGAUUUUUAACUGUUUCAGUUCAUAUACCAAAUAAUAAUA
Molecule: messenger RNA, 1639 nt
Organism: Colletes gigas
Lineage: Eukaryota; Metazoa; Arthropoda; Insecta; Hymenoptera; Colletidae
Gene: Arl1
Product: ADP-ribosylation factor-like protein 1
Exons: 5
Coding region: 190-732 (180 amino acids)
Biological process (GO): intracellular protein transport; vesicle-mediated transport
Cellular component (GO): Golgi apparatus; cytoplasm
Molecular function (GO): GTPase activity; GTP binding
Source: RefSeq, a predicted model, not a curated record